GGUAAAAGCUUUAGUUUUUUUUACGUUGCAGGAAGGCGGUGACCAUCUCAACUCCCCCCCGAACUGGGCAGUACUGGCAGUACUGGCAGUACUUUCAAUCAACAUUGAAUUGGAAUACUUUACUUUCCUAAUCCAACCAACCAACCAACUAACCAACCCAUAAUUCAUAAUUUCCUAACCGGCACGCCGUAGACGAAGGAGCUGUCUCCAAUUCAACAGCGAUGACUUCGUCCAACGCUGCUGCGGCUGAGGCCGAUACUAUUCAACCUUUACAAUAUCGCUCUCCUCCUCUGCCUUUUCCUUCUUCUCCUUCUCCGCUAAGUCUGCCGACUGCAGCCGCGCCCGCAUCCACAUCUACAUCUACAUCCACAUCAACAUCAACAUUAACUCCAAUACCAAACUCGAACCCAGACCCAGACCCAGACCCAAGCCCAGUACCGGUAUCAGCACCGAUAUCUGCACCCGUAUUAGCACCAGCACCAGCACCUAUACCGAUCCCCGAUACAGACCCCAAUCCCCUUGAUGCUAUUCCCAAUGCGAAUGCGCCUAUACCUAUCUCGAAUAACCAAGACUAUUACCAUUACCGCGAUGACCCUCACGAGAUUCACUCUAUGCCUUCGCCCCCUACUGUGUCUCCACUGUCCACGCCCGCCGCGACACAAGUCAAUAUUGGCGAUAAUGACGAUGUACCCGAACUCUCGACUGAACAGCUGCCACCUAUGAAUGGCGCAAACGACCCGUCUUCUAUGGUUCAACUGGCCUCUGCCAACCUCAGCUUGGCUACUCAAACCUUUGGCAUGAAACUUGGUCAAGCUCAAAUGCUAGACCAGCCUGAUCGUCGUUCGCGCACCCAGCUGGAAGCUGUCGCGACUACCGAUCCCGAGCCCUCCAACGCAGAUUUUUCAUCCCGGAACAUGACCAACAACAUGCCGAAUCCUCAGGCUACGGUCGAUCCGAAUGCGUACAUGAUGAACCUCGCCCAGGCCACAUCUACGCUUUUUCAAAACCCGGGUCCUGCUAUUGUAGCACCUUCCGAGGUGUCGCUACAAGCUUCCUUCACGCAAGAGAGCGAUGCGUUGACGACAAGCGCCGACCACACGUCUACUAGCGUCAGCCAAAAAUUGGAGUCUUUUGCCAGGAUAGAAUUUGCCGAUAGUGUUUUUCAGAUGACAACGUAUGCCGUCAUCAUUGGUCGCGACCAGAGAGCUAUGGAUCAGGCUCGGAGGGAUGAGAAGCGGGAGUUGGCUUACAGACGGAAAGUGGAAGAAAAUGCUAGGAAUGGAUUGCCGCCUCCAACGCCCCUUAACGUUGACCGAGGCAAAUUUAGUAAAUCCUAUGUCAGUGAAGAAGGUGGUAUGCUUGGUCCUGAAUCGGAUGGAGAGGAUAAUGCCCGCCCCGUCAAGAAACGUCGACCGAGCUCGGCGCAUAGAUCACAAAAUGGCGAUGAUGAUGCUCAGAGUGACCAUGUCAAAUCGAAUAGACAAUAUGUCUCACAUACACCCGGAGCUGCCGCGGUUGACUUGGGCACAUUGCAGCCAUCGCCAUCACAUAUACCAUUUGUUGGUAUCCAUUCGCCCGGGCCGGAUAUUGCGAGCAAAACUCGUGGUAUCUCAAGGCAGCAUCUGAAAAUUGAGUAUAAUGAGAAGAAAGGUGUCUUUGAAGCUGUCGCCCUGCACAAAAAUGGCUUCUUCUGCGACGACACACAUUAUGGGCUUGACGAUCCCGUUACCCUCCGAAGUGGAGACCGCCUCCAAAUCAAGGAUGUGGAAUUUAUUUUUGUUCUCAAUGGUGUCGUGCUCGGUAAGACCGGUGGCGAACAGUACCAUGAAGAAGAAACGUCGAGCAAGCGUAUGUCUAUCGGAGGUAAAGAGAUGAGCUUUGAUUUUGAACAUUCCGAUCAUGAGAAUUUCCGAGACACAAGUGACGAGCUAUCCGAGAUAGAGAACGUACCAACACCUGUCCUUGGCUCUGAUGAAGGCGAAAGAGACAAUGAAGCCGCUGAAGAAGAACAUUCUGACAUGGGUGACGAGCCUAAUGUUGAUGUAGUUGAGUCAGCUGAGAUCCAGGAUGAGAUUCAAGAUGAGAUUGAAGACCAAGACCAAGACCAAGACCAAGAUCAUGGCCAUGAUCCGUCCCAACCCCAGUUUGCGACGCCUGACAUGCCCAAACGUCGUGGACCGGGUAGACCACCGAAGGAUGGUAUAAUGUCAAAGAGAGAGCGACGCCUACUCAAGAAGCAGAUGCUAGAAACUUCUAAGAAGACUCUUCCUCAAGACCCACAAGGGGACAAGAUCAAACGGCCAGUGGGACGUCCUAGAAAGAAUCCAGCGCCGGAGGAGGGAGAAAAACCGGAGAAGAGGAAAUACAACAAACGAAAGUCGAAAGAAGAUGGCGACGAAGGCUCCGAUGCGGAAAGACGAGCAAAGGAGAAGAAGGAGAAGAAGGUCCGGCCGAAAUCUCCACCUCUAGAACUUCGAAAAGAGGAUUUCACUGAGGAGCAACUUCAAAAGCCUACGAAGAAUUACGGCGUUCUAAUAGACGAGGCCUUGACGAACGGGCCCCCUGAUGGCCUUACACUGAAGCAAAUCUACAAAAGGAUCAUGUCGAAGUACCCCUGGUUUUAUUUCUCUGCGGAGACUAAAGGAUGGGAGAGUAGUGUUCGGCAUAAUUUGAUUGGGAACGAAGCCUUUAAGAAAGCUGAAGGUACCGGGUUAUGGUCUCGUGUUCCCGGGGUGGAGCUCGAUGCCGGAAAGAAGCGUAAAGCAAGCUCCCCUGACCGACAGCUUGGUCCGCCGCAUCUUCAUACGCACUUGCAAACGCAGCAGUAUUACCAGAAUGGUUCUUAUCUGCCAGGUAGCAACGGCGGUUUUGGACACAAUCUACCAAAUUACACAGCCGAUAUCAAGCACCCACAGACGGGAUAUCAUGCUUCUCCUAGUCAACCUAAUCAUUCCCAUAUAUCGCCAUCUUCUCAACCGAUCACUCAACAAGCAUAUCCUACACAUGCUCCAGCACCUGCACAAUUACCUCCUGUGUAUCUCUCCAGACAGCCUAACAACACACACCAGAGUACAUAUAGUUCUCCUUACGCGAAGCCGCCUCCCCAGUCCAAUCCCUCUAUCAAAUCCGAAGUCUCUUCAGCUCCUAAUCCACAGACUUUACCGGCCGCCCCAGUGCAGCUGCCCACGUCUCACCCCUUAUCUCAACAGCAGCAGCACCAACAACAGCCGGUAUCCAACACGCCGAACAAUGUAGUGCGGCCACCGCUGUCGGCGGAGAUCGAACAGGCUAUAGCUAAAUUCAGAGAAAAGGUGACGGACGCUCUUUCUAAGCAAACUAAUCAAGCUCCCCAGAUCAUUGACUCUGCCAUCAAUCGGGCGCGAGGGUUACCAGCCCAGACCAGUGUGCCUGCUGGGUUUGAACCGGUUGAGAAAUCACUGAUGAAUGCGGUACAAAACAUGAUCAGUGAGAUACAAGCCAAGCAGCAGCCUCAGACGACAUCUGCUUCACCCGCUCCAGCAAUGUCCAACGCUGUGAAGCCUACACCAACUCCCAGUGCACCAACCCAGAGCCCGGCACCCACGGCAACGGUGGAAGCUGAAAUACAACGCAGAGUCAAGGGUUUCAGGGACACGAUGAUUGUCGCUCUUAGAAAGAAGACAGAUCAAGCAGAGGCUAUCGUAGACUUGGCGAUCAACCGAGCACGAGGCAUGCCAAAUUCUGGUCCAAUUCAAGGGUGGGAAGAGGCAGACAGAUUGAUGGUCAAAUCAGUCACGCAGAUCAUUGCUGAUGCGCGUAGAGCCCAUAGCCUCCAAGUGCAACCUACACCUCUCGCAUCUGUCAAUGCUGCUCCGCCAACAAAUUCGUCUCAGCCUCCACAGCAAGCUCCGUCUGCAUCACCCGCUCUAGCACCAUCACCAGCCCCUAUGGCGGUAGCGGCUCAGGCUAGCCAAGCAGCACCAGCUAAUCAACCCAGUACACAACUUUCCCAGGCAACUCCAUCGUCUAUACCGAAGCCAGCGCCGCCGUCGUUCCCCCGUCCUGGAGUUUCGAUUCAACGCCCGACGCCAAUGGGUAUCUCGCGACCCGGAGCAAAUUCAAUAUCGCGACCCUCCAUUGCUCGGAAAGAUUCGGGGACUGCAUCGUCUGUACCGAGCCCAAGUGUAGCAACACCUACGCACAGUAUUCCCAGCCCCGCGCCACCAAGCGCGGGCGUCGUUGACCAGAUUGCAGGGCAGAAGCGGCAACAUAGCGAUGCAUUCAGCAAUGGUAAUGGAGGUUUCGAGCAAUCUCAACCUGUUGCAAAGGCUGCCAUGCACUCUCAAACGCCACAGAUCUCUGCUCCGGUACCGCCCAGUGCAAAUGUAGUUGAACAGGUUGGACAGAAAACGUUACAUGAAGAGGGACUUGGCCAUGGGAACGAACGUGCUGGACAGCCUGAACUAGCGGCGAAGCUUGUUGGACCAGCACCGGCAUCCACACCUACGCCUAUACCUGCAUCUGCACCUCCACUUCCACAUCCACAUCCACCCGCAAUCAUGCAUGCACCCACACCUAAUAUAUGCAGCCCAGCACCACCUAGUGCGGGAGUGGUUGACCAGAUUGCCGGCCAGAAGAGACAUUUAGACGAAGGACCUGGUGGAGGCAUGGAACAGCCGGAGGCAAAAAGGGCUGCUCUUUCUCCUACAUGAUGAAUAUUUUGUAUGCGAAGUCACGCCCAUAAUUAGGAACUAAGUACUUAGGCUUAGUCUUAGGCUAGUAAUGUGUCCUGUCCUGUACUUAGAAGAAGAAGAAGCGAAAUGGUUGUACGAUGGGAUCUUUCGCAUAGCGAAGUUAGACAGCCACUUACUUGCUUACCUCCUCCCACCCCCUUUUUUUUUAAUACCCAACCAUCAACCACCAUCCCUUUUUUGUUGCUGCUACUGGUGUAAUUAAAAGGGAGAAAGUCAAAAAUGUUAACCUCGAACUCUGUUUUACUACCUGCCCUAUGUGCCCUGUGUUUAUGUUUAUGUGAGGCUUUCGUGCUACGUGCCUAGGGUUAGUGUGUGUGCGUGUGUGUGUGUGUGUGUGUGUGGUGAUUUGGGAUACUAUGAUUGUGAUGCCGGCUUUGAUCUCGAUUUCGAUUUUAGUGAUAGACAAUGCUUAAUCUUUUGA
This is a messenger RNA of Hypoxylon fragiforme, 5154 nucleotides long. RefSeq lists its product as uncharacterized. The record is from RefSeq and is a predicted model, not a curated record. NCBI's taxonomy places the organism in Eukaryota, Fungi, Ascomycota, Sordariomycetes, Xylariales, Hypoxylaceae. Gene Ontology annotation, biological process: regulation of ribosomal protein gene transcription by RNA polymerase II. Gene Ontology annotation, cellular component: nucleus. Gene Ontology annotation, molecular function: DNA-binding transcription factor activity; sequence-specific DNA binding; protein binding. The transcript has a single exon. The coding region runs from base 222 to 4691 and encodes 1489 amino acids.